Mustela lutreola (European mink) is the source of this 9089-nucleotide messenger RNA. It is a transcript of the gene PLCE1, whose product is annotated as phospholipase C epsilon 1. Gene Ontology annotation, biological process: small GTPase-mediated signal transduction; phosphatidylinositol-mediated signaling; lipid metabolic process. The transcript is spliced from 33 exons. Gene Ontology annotation, molecular function: phosphatidylinositol-4,5-bisphosphate phospholipase C activity; guanyl-nucleotide exchange factor activity. Lineage: Eukaryota; Metazoa; Chordata; Mammalia; Carnivora; Mustelidae. The record is from RefSeq and is a predicted model, not a curated record. Bases 786 to 7688 code for a protein of 2300 amino acids.
GCCGCUCCCCCGGCCGCCCGGGGGCCCGCGGCGGCGCUCGCGGCCUCUCACCCGGGGCGGGCGAGUUCUGGGAAAGGCCGGCCCAGGGCGGGGGCCCCGCUGCCGCCCGCGCCGCCGUCCGGUCCCGGCAGCUCGCAGAGUCCAGGGGCGCUGAGCAAGGGAGCGGCGCCCGCGGGGGCGCACUCGCUAGCGCGGCGGGCGGGGGUGGGGGACCCCGGCGGGCGCGGGUGGGGGUGGGGGCCCGGCGGGCGAGCGGGCGGCGCGCCCCGGGCUCUGCCUCCCGGGCACUUGCCUGGCUGCGGCGCGCUGCUGGCACCCGCUCUUCCGCUGACACACGGUAGCGGGGACACCCGACGCCGCUAGCGACAGGCGCGUCCCCAGAGGGACGCUGCAUUUGGGGACUCCGGCGCUACUGGCCCGAAGAGGAGAGGAAACAUUCAAACUGGAAUUUUAAAUCAUUAGUAAGUCAGUGAUGGAUCAGAAUUUGCAGAAUGCAAUCCUGAGUAAAACUCUCCAAAAGAAUUACUUCAAAUAAUAGAGGAAAGAAAGUUGAACUGCCACCUUAAAACCCUGGUCUAGAAAAACAUUGCAGACAUCAGAAAGUAAUAACUGGGGAAAUUUAUUUGGCUCUUAAUGAAUCUGAAUCAAAAAAAUUGUCACACUGUUUCUCAGAGGACUUCUGUAUCUGAGAAAUAAUAUUUUAAUAAUAAGUUCUUUUAUAAAAAUCUUGACAUGAUCACCAGAGAGGAGAAACAGUAAUAGCUAAAACCUGUGUAUGUGUGAAGAUGACAUCAGAAGAAAUGGCAGCUUCUGUUCUCACACCUGUAACUCAGAGAAAAGUAACAUCCACUCCAUCGGCUAUAGAUGAAAGUAGUGAAAAGGUCUCAGACAUCAGUGUUCUGAAGGCACAUAGCAUCAGGCAGAGUGGGCAGACUUCUACCACUGCACAGAUGAACAAGCUUAACGAAGAACCUUCUGGAAGCAACUUGCCCAAGAUUCUCUCAAUAGCAAGGGAGAAAAUAGUGAGUGAUGAGAACAGCAAUGAAGAGUGCUGGACAGAAAGCACACCAGUUUCUGUGGAAAACCUUAACAUUAACCAAAACAACGUACUGACAAAGAGCCAGUGUUAUGACACGUGUGAUUCUGUCAUGGAGGAAGACCCAUAUUUGGAAACUGGAAUCCCAUCCUCACUGGAAAGAGAGGUGUUCCCUGGAAUUCAACUGGAAAUUGAUGGACCUCCCAUGGACAUUAGUCCCUUAGGAAGUCAGUCGGCCAUCAUAGAGACUGGCCAGGCACACCCUGAUGGCAACACAGCAGCAUUUCACUUUCACUAUGAAGUUGACAGAAGAGUGUCAGAUACUUUCUGUACCCUGUCAGGCAACUUGAUUUUAGAUGAUUGUGGAAACUGUGUACCACUGCCUGAUGUUGGUGGGGAGCAAAAGAAAAAUUAUGCGGCAUAUACUUGUAAACUUAUGGAAUUGGCUGAAAACUGUGAUAAUAAGAAUGGGCAGCUGCAAUGUGAUCAUUGUGACACCUUGGAUGACAAUUACUUAUGCUUUGAAGGUUCUUGCCGAAGGGCCAGUGUGCUAUGUUCAAGUGACAGCCUUUGCAGGGAGGACUUGACUAACAGUCCCCCUGCCAAGACUUUUCUGAGCCAUUUUGAGGACUUCCCUGAUAACUGUGAAGAUGUAGAAGAAGAUUUUUUUAAGAGCAAAAAGGAGAGGUCCACUUUGUUAGUGAGGAGAUUUUGUAAAAAUGACAGGGAAAUAAAGAAAUCUGUGUAUACCGGGACAAGGGCAAUCGUGAGGACUCUGCCUUCUGGUCACAUUGGGCUGGAAGCUUACAGUUACAUCGAUCAGAAGAGAAGUGGUCUUUUAUUGCCCUGUGGGAGAGUUCUGGAACAGCUGUCAGUGGUGGCGAUUAGGCAGGAUGGAAGCCAGUGCCUAUCAGAAGCCCAGUGGUAUCGGAUCUACAAUGCAGUGAGAAGCGGAGAAGAAAUAGAAAAUACAAUUGAAUCUCUUCUCCAUGUCUUCACAAAUCUCCCGGCCUCCGAGGCAGCCCAUGAAAGGAUUAGCAUUGGUCCAUGCUUAAAACAGUGUGUCCAAGACACCAUAUGUGAGUACCGGGCCACCCUCCAGAGAACGUCCAUAUCUCAGUACAUCACGGGCUCUCUCCUAGAAGCAACCACAUCUUUGGGAGCAAGAAGUGGCCUACUCAGUACUUUUGGAGGAUCCACUGGACGAAUGAUGCUAAAAGAACGCCAGCCAGGCACCUCCAUGGCCAAUUCCAGUGCCCUCCCUUCAAGUUCAGCUGGGAUCAGCAAGGAACUGAUUGACCUCCAGCCCCUCAUUCAGUUCCCAGAGGAAGUUGCCAGCAUCCUGAUGGAGCAGGAACAGAACAUUUACCGAAGGGUCUUGCCAGUUGACUACCUUUGCUUCUUGACCCGGGACUUAGGCACUCCGGAAUGCCAGACAUCCCUGCCCUGCCUCAAAGCAUCCAUCUCAGCUUCGAUUCUUACCUCCCAGAAUGGAGAGCACAAUGCCCUGGAAGAUCUGGUGAUGAGAUUUAAUGAGGUGAGCUCUUGGGUGACGUGGCUGAUCCUCACGGCGGGCUCCAUGGAGGAGAAGCGGGAAGUCUUCUCCUAUUUGGUGCAUGUGGCCAAAUGCUGCUGGAACAUGGGCAACUACAAUGCUGUCAUGGAGUUCUUGGCUGGCCUCAGGUCAAGAAAAGUUUUAAAAAUGUGGCAGUUUAUGGACCAGUCUGACCUGGAGACCAUGAGGAGCCUGAAGGACGCCAUGGCUCAGCACGAAUCUUCCUGCGAGUACAGGAAGGUGGUCACGCGGGCCCUGCACAUACCCGGCUGUAAGGUGGUUCCAUUCUGUGGGGUGUUUCUGAAGGAGCUCUGUGAAGUACUGGACGGAGCCUCUGGCCUCAUGAAGCUUUGCCCGAGGUACAAUUCCCAAGAAGAAACUCUAGAGUUUGUAGCCGAUUACAGCGGACAAGAUAAUUUCUUACAACGAGUGGGACAUAAUGGCUUAAAGAAUUCAGAGAAGGAGUCCACUGUCAACAGCAUCUUUCAGACCAUCAGAAGCUGUAGCCGAAGUCUGGAGGCAGAGGAUGAAGAUAGCCCCAGCGAAGGCAACAGCUCUAGGAAAAAUUCCUUGAGGGAUAAAGCACGGUGGCAGUUUAUAAUUGGAGAUCUGUUGGAUUCUGAAAAUGACAUCUUUGAGCAGUCGAAAGAAUGGGACUCUCAUGGAUCAGAAGAGCCACAGAAGGCCUUUGACCAUGGCACGGAGCUGAUCCCAUGGUACGUGCUGUCCAUCCAAGCUGAUGUGCACCAGUUCCUACUGCAGGGGGCCACUGUCAUCCACUAUGACCAGGACACGCACCUGUCCGCCCGCUGCUUCCUUCAGCUUCAGCCUGACAACAGCACCUUGACCUGGAUAAAGCCCACCACUGCCUCCCCAGCCAGUGCUAAAGCAAAACUUGGUGUGCUUAGUAACACGUCUGAGCCUGGCAAAUUCCCCUUACUGGGCAAUGCUGGAUUAAGUGGCCUGGCGGAGGGGGUCUUGGAUCUGUUUUCAGCAAAGGCUGUGUACAUGGGACACCCUAGCAUCGAUAUACACACUGUGUGUGUUCAGAACAAACUGGGUAGCAUGUUUCUCUCCGAGACUGGUGUGACACUGCUCUAUGGGCUCCAGACCACAGACAACAGAUUAUUGCACUUUGUGGCGCCCAAGCACACAGCUAAGAUGCUCUUCAGCGGAUUGCUAGAACUCACGAGGGCCGUGAGGAAGAUGAGGAAGUUCCCAGACCAGAGACAGCAGUGGCUGCGGAAACAGUACGUCAGCCUCUAUCAGAAUGUGGUUUUUUUACAGGAGGACGGACGGUAUGAAGGCCCAACUUUGGCUCACGCUGUGGAGCUGUUCGGUGGCCGGCGAUGGAGUACACGCAAUCCCAGCCCUGGGACAUCUGCGAAGAGUGCUGAGAAGCCCAGUGUGCAGAGGAACAACACACUGGGCAUAAGCACCACCAAGAAAAAGAAGAAAAUCCUUAUACGGGGUGAGAGUGGAGAGGCAGCUGAUGACGAGAUGGCCACGCGGAAGGCCAAAAUGCAGAGGGAGAGUCGCAGUCGGAGUGGUUCAGACCCUCAAGACGUGAAUGAGCAAGAAGAAUCCGAGGCAAAUGCCGUCAUGAGCCCUCCUAACACUCUGCCUUCCAGAAGAGCCCACUCCUUGACCACGGCUGGGUCCCCCAACUUGUCUGCUGGAAUAUCAUCUCCCAUCAGGCCAGUGUCUUCCCCUGUGCUGUCUUCUUCAAACAAGAGCCUGUCCAGUGCUUGGAGCAGCAGCAGCUGGCACGGGAGGAUCAAAGGAGGAAUGAAGGGUUUUCAGAGCUUCAUGGUUUCCGACAGUAACAUGAGUUUCGUUGAAUUUGUUGAGCUGUUCAAAUCAUUCAGCGUGAGGAGCCGUAAGGACCUAAAGGAUCUCUUUGACAUCUACGCCGUGCCCUGCAGCCGAGCCGGCUCCGAGUCAGCCCCUCUCUACACCAACCUAACCAUCGAUGAAAACACCAGUGAUCUUCAGCCUGACCUAGAUUUACUGACCAGAAAUGUCUCGGACUUGGGGUUGUUCAUUAAGAGUAAGCAGCAGCUGUCAGACAACCAGAGGCAGAUAUCUGAUGCCAUUGCUGCUGCGAGUAUCGUGACUAAUGGCACUGGGGUUGAGAGCACGUCUCUGGGCAUCUUUGGGGUCGGCAUACUCCAGCUCAAUGACUUCCUUGUCAACUGCCAGGGAGAGCACUGCACUUACGAUGAAAUCCUCAGUAUCAUUCAGAAGUUCGAGCCUAGCGUUAGUAUGUGUCAUCAGGGCCUACUGUCAUUUGAGGGAUUUGCAAGGUUUCUGAUGGAUAAAGAUAAUUUUGCCUCCAAAAAUGACGAGUCACAGGAAGACAUUAAAGACUUGCAGCUGCCCCUGUCCUACUAUUACAUUGAAUCUUCACACAAUACCUACCUCACAGGCCACCAGCUCAAAGGAGAGUCCUCAGUGGAACUCUACAGUCAGGUCCUCCUACAAGGCUGCAGGAGUGUAGAGUUGGACUGCUGGGAUGGAGAUGAUGGGAUGCCCAUCAUCUACCACGGGCACACGCUGACAACCAAGAUCCCCUUCAAGGAGGUGGUUGAAGCCAUUGACCGCAGUGCCUUCAUCAACUCUGACCUGCCCAUCAUCAUAUCAAUUGAGAACCACUGCUCCUUGCCUCAGCAACGAAAAAUGGCAGAAAUUUUCAAGACUGUGUUUGGAGAAAAACUGGUGGCAAAAUUCCUGUUUGAGAGCGAUUUCUCAGAUGAUCCAAUGCUUCCCUCACCUGACCAACUUAGGAGGAAAGUACUUCUUAAAAAUAAGAAGCUAAAAGCUCACCAGACGCCAGUGGAUAUCUUAAAGCAAAAGGCUCAUCAGUUAGCAUCCAUGCAAGCUCAGGCUUAUAAUGGGGGGAAUGCCAACCCCCCACCUGCUAAUAACGAGGAAGAGGAGGAUGAAGAGGAUGAAUAUGAUUAUGACUAUGAAUCUCUGUCUGAUGACAACAUUCUAGAAGACAGACCUGAAAAUAAAUCAUGUAAUGACAAGCUUCAGUUUGAGUAUAAUGAAGAAAUCCCCAAGAGGAUAAAGAAAGCAGAUAACUCUGCCUGCAACAAAGGAAAGGUUUAUGACAUGGAAUUGGGAGAAGAAUUUUAUCUUCCUCAGAAUAAAAAGGAAAGCAGACAGAUUGCACCAGAGCUUUCUGACCUUGUCAUCUAUUGCCAAGCAGUAAAAUUUCCAGGCCUGUCAACUCUAAAUGCAUCUGGCUCUAGCAGAGGAAAAGAAAGGAAAAGCAGGAAGUCCAUUUUUGGCAACAAUCCGGGCAGAAUGAGCCCUGGGGAGACAGCAUCGUUUAACAAAGCAUCUGGAAAAAGUUCCUGUGAAGGAAUGCGGCAGGCCUGGGAGGAAUCUUCUUCCCCCCUGAACCCAACCACAUCCCUCAGCGCUAUCAUUAGAACUCCCAAAUGUUACCAUAUCUCAUCGCUGAAUGAAAAUGCCGCCAAACGUCUGUGUCGCAGGUAUUCUCAGAAACUGAUCCAGCACACCGCCUGUCAGCUGCUGAGGACUUACCCGGCUGCCACCCGCAUCGACUCCUCCAACCCCAAUCCCCUCAUGUUCUGGCUCCAUGGGAUUCAGCUCGUGGCGCUCAACUACCAGACAGAUGAUCUCCCCUUACAUUUAAAUGCUGCCAUGUUUGAGGCCAACGGUGGCUGUGGCUAUGUUCUGAAACCCCCAGUUCUGUGGGACAAGAACUGUCCCAUGUAUCAAAAGUUUUCACCCUUGGAAAGAGACCUGGACAACAUGGAGCCUGCCGUCUAUUCCUUAACUAUCGUCUCUGGUCAAAACGUGUGUCCAAACAGCAGCACGGGGAGCCCGUGCAUCGAAGUCGACGUCCUGGGCAUGCCCCUGGACAGCUGCCACUUCCGCACAAAGCCCAUCCACCGGAACACUCUGAACCCCAUGUGGAACGAACAGUUUCUCUUCCGGGUUCACUUUGAAGACCUCAUAUUUCUUCGUUUUGCGGUUGUGGAAAACAACAGCUCGGCUGUGACUGCUCAGAGAAUCAUCCCACUCAAGGCUUUAAAACGAGGUUAUCGGCAUCUUCAGCUGCGAAACCUCCACAAUGAAGUCUUGGAAAUCUCUAGUUUAUUCAUAAACAGCAGAAGGAUGGAAGAAAACUCCUCCAGCAGUGCUGUGCCGGCCUCUUUGAUGUUUAAUACAGAAGAAAGAAAAUGUUUGCAGACUCACAAAGUCACAGUGCAUGGGGUCCCGGGUCCAGAGCCCUUUACUGUUUUCUCCAUAAAUGGUGGCACCAAGGCAAAGCAACUUCUCCAACAAAUUCUGACGACUGAACAAAACACCAAACCUAUUGUCACAGACUAUUUUUUGAUGGAAGAAAAAUUUUUUAUAUCUAAGGAAAAGAAUGAAUGCAGGAAACAACCAUUCCAAAGAGUCAUUGGUCCAGAAGAAGAGAUCAUGCAGAUUUUAAGCAGCUGGUUUCCAGAGGAAGGCUAUGUUGGCAGGAUUGUCUUAAAAACCCAGCAGGAAAACCUAGAAGAGAGAAGCAUUAUUCAAGAUGACAAGGAGGUGAUCCUGAGCUCCGAGGAGGAGAGUUUCUUUGUCCAAGUGCAUGAUGUUUCUCCAGAGCAACCUCGAACGGUCAUCAAAGCGCCCCGUGUCAGCACCGCACAGGAUGUCAUUCAGCAGACCUUAUGCAAAGCCAAAUAUUCCUAUAGCAUCCUGAGCAACCCCAACCCGAGUGACUAUGUGCUUUUGGAAGAAGUGGUGAAAGAUGCUACCAAGAAGUCUUCUACCCCGAAGUCCUCCCAGAGGGUUCUUUUGGAUCAGGAAUGUGUGUUUCAAGCCCAGAGCAAGUGGAAAGGUGCAGGAAAAUUCAUCCUUAAGCUAAAGGAGCAGGUGCAGGCAUCCAGAGAAGACAAAAGAAAAGGCAUUUCUUUUGCAAGUGAAUUCAAGAAGUUCACCAAGUCAACUAAACAGCCCCGAGGACUCACAUCAUCUUCUCAGGUCUUGGCCUCAGAAAGUGUCCAAAGCAAGGAGGAGAAACCAGUGGGCAGCUUGCCCUCCAGUGAUGCCAUAGACUACCGACAAUAACCGAGGCUGGCAUGUUUUACCCAGGUGAAGAUCCUUUGGUAAGAAGUUGAAGUCAAGAGUGAACAUGGUAGAAACAAAUAUUAUUUCCUUUACCUUCAUCAGACUUAAACUGGAAACUGAUGAUUUCUGAACUGAAGACUUCUUCACACAUGAUGUGAAGUCCACGCUGAGGUCAAGCAAAAUGGCACCGGGCUACCUACCACCUAGUUUCCUGAUGAAUGCAACCAAGAAGCCCAGGAGGUGGCCAUUUUAUAAAUGUCAGCAGUCGGAACACUGCUAAGCUUGCAGUGACGGACUUAGAACAAGGGUCAGCAAACUCUGUCCAUAAAGGGCCAGACCGUAAGGAUUUUAGGCUUUCUGGGUCCUUUGGUCUCCACUGCAGCCACUCAGCUCAGCUGGUAACAGUGCAAAAGCAGCCACAGACCAUACAGAUGUGAGUGUGGCUGUGUUCCAAUAAAACCACUUACAGACGCUGAAAUCGCAACUUCAUGUAUUUUCACGUCACUAAUAACUCUCUUUUGGGUUUUUUUUCUAUCACUCAAAAACAUAAAGACUAUUCUUAGUUCAAGAGCCAUAAAAAACCUGGUGGCAGGCUGGAUUCGGCACAGAGCCAUAGUUUGCUGACCUGACUUAGAAAACUGGGAACAAGACCACAGAGGUCUGAAAACAAGUAAGCUAGUUCAGUCCUACACGUCAUGGAUGACAAUUGGAAACUUCGGGGCAAAUGUAGAUACAUCCUGUAGGAGUCAUUAAAGAGUAAUUCGGUGUAGGUUAUGUAUUAUGCACCGUAGUGGACUCUUCUUUAGCAUCUCUUUUUAUGUAGAGAAUGAUGCUGGGUUGUUGUUUUUUUUUUUUUUUUUUUAAGUUUAUUGCUUAUGUAUUCACAGAUUAUUCCACUUUUGGUUUUCACAAAUUGAAUUUAGAAUGAUGUAUAAAUUAAUUACUGAGUUGUGACAUCUUAACAAGAAAUUUAACCAUUUCUUAAAGCAAAAGUAGACUGAGCUGGUGUUCAAAUUUAUUUAUUUUACAAGGUUUGUACUGACACUGUACUUAUAUAUUUAUUAUACAUAGCUUUCUUGAUAUCACUUAUCGAUUAAAAGCAUUACUGGUUCUCACUUUUAAGACAAAUCUAGCAACAACAAAAAAAAAUGUAUGCUCUGAAUACAUGACAUGGGCCAGAAUUUCAUGUUAAAAAAAAAAGCUUCAUUUUCAUUUCUGAUUAACUGAAGAGCUAUUGCUCCAAGUUAUAACUGCCAUUUAAGAUAUAUUAUCUUUAAAAUCUUGCUGUAUAAAACUAUCAUGUAAGUAUAAAGGAUUCUUGUUAUUCUUGGUAUGAAGCAAAUUAUGACUUUUAAAAUGUAAUGUGUGUUCCUCUAAAGUAAAAUUCAAAUUUUACCUUUC